AUAAAAUGAUGGAAGGAAACCGGGACGAAGCUGAAAAAUGUUUGAAAAUCGCUACCAAAGCCCUCGAGGAUGGCAAUAAAGACAGGGCUUUGAAAUUCCUCAACAAAGCAGAAAAACUCUAUCCAACCGAGGACGCAAAAGAAUCCAUGAUGCCAUGUGUCUAAACAAGAUGUCCAGGACCUCCAGCAGAAAUAAAGGCCCACAACAUCAAAAAUACAGCAGUAUAUUUCAUUGUACACAUGGGGUACUUUUUAUCCCCGUGUUCACCAAACCCAUCUUGAGUGUUUGCUGCUAAAAAGCUAAUUUUUUAGUUACAUCUGACCAUAGAAGCCAGGCCCAUUUGAAGUUCCAGUCGUGUCUGACAAAUGAAUAUGCUGGAGAUUGUUUUUUGGUGAAAGCAUUUUCUUUUCUUUAUAUUUAUUUUUUCCCCCCCUUGAAGCCAUUCUAAACAACAUGUGGUGAUGUAGAUGCUGUUUGAUAAUUUUUUAUUUUUCUGACCCCGAAACUCAACCUUUUUCUGCAAUUCUCCAGCUGUGACAUUUUCUGUUGAUUGUGUGACGAGUUGGUUGCCUCCCCCUUUUUAUCAUCACCACCCUGUCCCUUAUUCGCCGCCCUUCACCAGGCUCCCGACAGGAGUGGGUGUGCGAGAGAGGAGGGGCGCUGAAUUUGCUAGGGCUGGCGGCAUCUGAUGAGGCGCACCUGAACCGAAUGGAGCCUCAUCACCGCCGCUGUUUAAAUACCGAGCGCACCUCUCUCCGUGCCGCCAGAGAUGUAAGCUGCCGGACCCGCGGCCUGGACGAAAGCCGCACCCGUGUUACAGCCGUCGGGCCAGGAUGCCGGGCCGACCAAGUCCCACCGAAUGCCAUGGACCAAGAGGAAGAGCCGCCGCUAUGAUGAAGCCGCCGCCCCUCGUGCUCCGGACCUGAGUGGCAGCGCGUGCGGCCGCCGGACCCCGCCCCUAACCUGGACCCUUCCUUCCAGAACACUGCCCCUCCUUCACAAACCCCGCAGCACGACAAGGACACCAAAUCCCCUGUUUAUUUUGGACACUUUAUCCCCUUUGGACACUUUAUUUUAUUAUUUCUGUUUAAUAAAAGCCUCUCCGAGGCCUGACGCCACUCCCACUGUGUCUGUCGUUUGCUCCUCCCGUCACACUGGUGGAGAAUGCGGGCAAGGUGGAGCUUAGACAGCGCAGUUGGGCAACACCUGAUGACGUCAUCCCCUCUCGCUUGCAAAAGUUCAUGGAAGUCCGCACUGGGAUGGAGGAACGACGGAGACAACCUCUCAGCCACUAAAGGGGUAAGUGACGUUUCUCCUUUUGUCAUUUACCCUGUGGUUGGUUGAGGCUGUAGACUAAAACCCGGUUUCUCUGUCCCGGUUCCGGCGCGAUGCGAGAGGGAGAGUUGCCCGGAGAGGAAUCCCUGCCCCGCCCACUCCGACAGCUGGAGCCUGGUUGAGGAAGGUAGCACUCCUGCGUGGGCAGCAGCCUGAUGAUGGGGAUGUCGCUUGGGUGGGGGAAUGUGACGAGUUGGUUGCCUCCUCCUUUUUAUCAUCACCACCUCAUCCCUUAUUCGCCACCCUUCACCAGGCUCCCGACGGGAGUGGGUGUGCGAGAGAGGAGGGGAGCUGAAUUCGCUAGGGCUGGCGGCGUGUGAUGAGGCACACCUGAACCGAAUGGAGCCUCAUCACCGCCGCUGUUUAAACCGAGCGCGCUUCUCCUCGGGAGACCGGUCUCUUCCCUGUGCAUGCACACUGGUGUUCUCGUGGGUCCAGGAAGGGAGCGUGGAGGGACUUUCGUGCCGCCAGAGACUAUUGUUGGAAGCCUUGCUGAGGAAUGGUACAUCGACAGGGAACAGCAAUGCAUUUUGCAGGAAGGCAUCAAAUGGAACUGACCCUGGAUCCCAAACCCGGCAUGAGACACAGAAACAAGACUCGGCACCUGCAGACUUAACAAAAGGAUUUACUAAGGAGCAAGCUGAAGGGGUACAAAGGAUAAAGAAGUGUAAGAAUUACUAUGAGGUACUGGGUAUCAGAAAAGAUGCCAACGAUGAGGAACUGAAAAAGGCCUACAGAAAACUGGCUUUAAAAUUCCACCCUGACAAAAACCAUGCGCCAGGAGCAACUGAGGCUUUUAAAAAGAUUGGAAAUGCCUAUGCAGUGCUCAGUAACCCAGACAAGAAGAGGCAGUAUGAUGUAAGUGGAGGAGAGGAUCCCAACAGCCCAAGUAACAAUGCUCAUGGAGGAUUUGAUUUUCACAGAGGCUUUGAGUCUGAUAUUACACCUGAAGAUCUCUUUAACAUGUUCUUUGGAGGAGGCUUUCCCUCAUCGAACACACAUGAAUUCACUAAUGGCAGAACAUACAGUCACCAUAUGGAUGAAACCAGAAGAGAGAGAGCGGAGGAGAGGGGAGAUGGUGGGUUCUCCAUGUUUAUUCAGCUGAUGCCAAUUGUUGUGCUGAUCUUGGUCUCAAUCCUCAGCCAGCUGCUGGUGUCUACACCCCCUUAUAGCCUGUACUCCAGACCGUCCACAGGACAGACUGUGAAAAGACAAACAGAGAACCUGCAUGUGGACUAUUUUGUCACCAGAGAUUUCAAAUCAGAAUAUAAGGGCUCAGCUUUGCUAAAAAUUGAGAAGAGUGUAGAAGAGGAUUAUGUUUCUAAUGUGCGAAACAACUGCUGGAAGGAAAGACAGACAAAAACAGACCUACUGUAUGCUGCCAAGGUCUACCGAGAUGAAAGACUACAGCGAAAGGCUGAGCUCAUGACCAUGGAGAACUGCAAAGAGCUGGAUAGAUUAAACGAUCUGUUUCGUGGAGGAUAAACCUUAAACUAAAACUAAUGGACAUUUAUGAAAAUAAGAUACCAUAAAUGUAAAUAUUUAUUGUUUGCUGUUUUUUUUAACACUCUUAUAGAAAGACAAUAUUUAAAUAAAGAGAGAAUUCAUUAAAAAUCCCUUAUCUUCCACUGGAAUAUACUUUGCGUCAUAGUCUAGAAAAUCAACUUAGAAAAAGAUUAUUUUUCCUUGUUUAAUGUUUUUUCUCUUUUAUGCCUAAAUUGACUAAACAGUGAGAAAUGGGCUUAGAUGUUUUACACUUGAAUCACAGCUUUCUUUCUUUCUGACUUAUUGAACCCAAACUUUUGCUUCUAUUGAUGCCAUGUCUUUUUUGCUCUAAGUGCUACUAACUUAAAGAGACCACUAUUUUGAAUGUUAAUGAAACUUAAAUGGUACAAAUAAAAUAAAAGCUUUUAAACCAGA
Messenger RNA from Onychostoma macrolepis, 3255 nucleotides. RefSeq names its product DnaJ heat shock protein family (Hsp40) member B14 (gene dnajb14). Gene Ontology annotation, biological process: cellular response to misfolded protein. Gene Ontology annotation, molecular function: Hsp70 protein binding. The transcript is spliced from 9 exons. Lineage: Eukaryota; Metazoa; Chordata; Actinopteri; Cypriniformes; Cyprinidae. Gene Ontology annotation, cellular component: endoplasmic reticulum membrane. Bases 1675 to 2820 code for a protein of 381 amino acids. The record is from RefSeq and is a predicted model, not a curated record.